This is a messenger RNA of Brassica rapa (field mustard), 2498 nucleotides long. RefSeq names its product heptahelical transmembrane protein 2. Gene Ontology annotation, molecular function: signaling receptor activity. Gene Ontology annotation, biological process: response to hormone. The record is from RefSeq and is a predicted model, not a curated record. Gene Ontology annotation, cellular component: membrane. Lineage: Eukaryota; Viridiplantae; Streptophyta; Magnoliopsida; Brassicales; Brassicaceae.
UAAGCUCUUUCUCAAAAAAUUUAAUGAUGUUUUAAAUGUUUUUUUCCCCUUGCUAUAACCAUUUUAUUUAUUUUUUGUUGCUUUCCUUUUCUCAUAGGCUAUGAGUGGAGUACACCCUUAUGUUCAUUUGGGAAAAUACGAAACGCACGAUGUUGUAGUUAUACAUAAACUAUAGUGUGGACGUUUAUCCCUUAAUUCAAAAAUAUGUAAAUUUGCAUGAAUAUUCAGGUAUUCAAAUAAAUUAAAAAAACUAAUAUCAUAUGCACACCAAAAAAAUUAUUUAAUUUUGCACAGUUCAAUAUGUAACAUUGAACUAUUGGAGCAACAUGCCAACGUCGAAUUCUGGGCCAACUGUAUUUUUGUUUUGGUAAGCGAACCAUCCAUUCAUUUUAAAUCUGUAUAUUAAAAUGUUUCACGCGUUUAGUUUGAUAAACAAUUUAAUUUAACAGUAACCUCAACUAUAUAUAUACAAUUAAGAAUAUAGAUGUACGUGUUGUCUUGUCUUAUGAAACAAAUCCUCCUUGAGAAUCUAUAACCAAUUAAAAGUUUACUUAUUCAUGCAAUCUACCUUAUUGUGGCCUAUAUAUGUUUUAAUUAUUUCGAUCAACACGCUCUGUCUUAUAAACAAGUCUGGAAAAGGUAUAAAUGACACGAAAACAUAGGUUUCAUUACUCAAAAAGUCAAAAGUGGUUGUAAUUAUCGUCGUAAUUGGUCUGAUGUAAUGUAAAAUACUAUAUCAAGAGAGAUGAUUAUAACAGUUUAUAAGAAAACACCAAACAUAUUCUAACUCAGCAUUGAUCAUAACGUGAACUACAAAGUCUAUCAACUUCGUAAACGACAAUUCAUACGACCAGUAUAUAUGAUUAAAAACCAAACACGACAAGAUACAAAGAGUUAAUCACAUGUUACGUUGGUUUCGAGAAAUGUACAUAAGAACCUUAGAGUAAAAAAACAAGGUUUUCGGGGAUUAAAAUAAUUACGUCACUCCACUUGUGUAACUUUGAAAACACUAAAUUGUUUAAUGACACCACAAUUUCUGCAUUUCUCACCUUCCCAAACUGUAGUCCCUAACUUUAUGAUUUGUUUUUGUUUCAAACGGACACGGCGGGUAAAAUAUAAAUCACCUGUAAUCCUCCUCACACUAAGCAAAACAACUACACCCAACGAAAUAAAGCCACGUGGAAACAAAGACCGGUCAAAGCCGCCACGUAGGUAAUAAUCUUCACGAAGCUUGCUCGUUUUUUAAAAUCCAAAGAGGUUUCUUCUCCGUAUAAGUAGGAGAGGAAGCAUCCACGAUGAUCGCUAGACCAAAACUGAUUCAAAAAUAUCCAAAAAAAAAAAACAAAACAGAGAGAGAAAGAGAGAUAACUGGACGGUGGUUGAUUCGCCGGAAGUCUCGCCGGAGCUCAAUUUCUUGAACGACCAUGCAGAAACGGAGACCGGUGAGGGAGUCUUCGAAGACAACACCGGAGAGAAAUGGGAAAGCUUUGGAUUCCGGCGAGAAGAAGAAGAGAUCUGAGAGGAGGUUGAUGAAGUUCGAGGAGUUGCCGAGGUAUCUCAAGGACAACGAGUACAUACACAAUCAUUACCGAUGUGAAUGGUCUCUCACGGAGACGUUCCUCAGCGCUUUCUCUUGGCACAAUGAGACUCUCAACAUUUGGACGCAUUUAGGUGGGUUUCUGAUAUUCGGGUGGAUGAUGGUGGUGAGUUGCAUGGAAACGACGGAGGUUGGCCUCGCCGGGUUUGUCAACGUCUUCUCCAGAGUAACAAUUCGCUGGCCGUGGCCGUCAAUGGCUAAAGCUGUUUACUUCUCCAGCGAUCAUCACGACUCGAACGUGACACACACUAGCUCGUUCCUGAACCCUCAAGGAGACGUUAACUACGAAACAAUCCCGAAAUGGCCAUGGCUAGUCUUCUUAACCGGAGCAAUGACCUGCUUGAUAUGCAGCUCCAUGUCACACCUCUUCGCUUGUCACUCAAGACGUUUCAACCUCUUCUUCUGGCGCCUAGACUACGCAGGGAUCUCCCUCAUGAUCGUCUGCUCCUUCUUCGCACCAAUCUACUACGCCUUCUCCUGCCACACUAACUGGCGUCUAUUCUACCUCUCCUCAAUCUCAAUCCUCGGCCUCCUCGCCAUCUUCGCUCUCCUCUCUCCAGCGCUCUCAGCUCCGCGUUUCAGAUCUUUCAGAGCAGCGCUUUUCCUAACGAUGGGAUUCUCUGGCGUCAUACCCGCCUCGCACGUGCUUUACCUUCAUAAGGAUCACCCUAACGUGGUUAUCGCUCUAGUCUACGAGCUGGCGAUGGCUGUGUUGUAUGCAACGGGAGCAGGGUUUUACGUGAGCCGUAUACCUGAGAGAUGGAAGCCUGGAGCUUUCGAUAUUGCAGGACAUAGCCAUCAGAUAUUCCAUGUGUUUGUAGUGUUAGGAGCUCUUGCUCAUAGUGUUGCCUCUCUUCUUAUCAUGGAUUUUCGACGGGCUUCACCUUCUUGUGCCUUUUGA